UUUGUCCAUCUGCUAAGCUGCCGGCCAGGGAAUAGCAGCUCUUCAUGGAAAUCUCAGGGAGGUGCACCCAGGGACAUGGCAUCCGACAGUGAGGUGAAGAUGCUACUCAAUUUCGUGAACCUGGCCUCCAGUGACAUCAAAGCUGCCCUGGACAAGUCUGCCCCUUGCCGACGCUCUGUAGACCACAGAAAGUACCUGCAGAAACAGCUCAAGCGAUUUUCUCAGAAAUACUCCCGGCUGCCAAGAUGCUACCCCAGUAGAUCUGGAGAAUCUCAUUCAAAAAGGGGGCCUGAGGAUGGCCGUUGCCGCACCCCCUCUAAUGGCAGCACCGAGAAGGGCCCAGGAAACCCAGGAAUGGAAGAGAAUUUUCCUGAAGAGCAGACCCUUCAAGAGCAAAUCCCAGAGGCCUGCAGGCCAGACCAAGUACCUAUGCGGAAAAGACAGCUGCCUGCUUCCUUCUGGGAAGAACCCCGGCCUGCACAAAGCUACUCUGGAGGGUUAGAUGGGCUCUCAGUCCAUAGGGAGGUUCCUGCCUAUGAGGGAAAAAAAAGCAAAAAGAGACCCGAGACCUUGGGUUCAGAGACUGCACCUGUACCUGCUUCUCCCAGGGCAGAGAAGGAAUCUCCAAAGGUCCCUUCAGCCUCCCUCAUGGGCCGGAUGAGUGCCUGGAGUUGUUGUCCAUUCCAAUACCAUGGACAACCCAUCUACCAGAGCCCAGGAGGUCUGCCUCAGUCCCCUGUGCCAGGCCUGGGGCUUUGGAGAAAAAGUCCAUCUUCCCCAGGGGAGAUGGGCCAUUUCUGCAAGGAGCCUGGUAGCCCGAGCCAGAAAGUUUACAGACCAGUGGUCUUGAAACCUAUCCCCACAAAGCCAGGGGUUCCUCCUCCCAUUUUUAAUGUUUUCAGCUAUAUCUAG
This is a messenger RNA of Vombatus ursinus (common wombat), 912 nucleotides long. RefSeq names its product family with sequence similarity 181 member A (gene FAM181A). Lineage: Eukaryota; Metazoa; Chordata; Mammalia; Diprotodontia; Vombatidae. The transcript has a single exon. The record is from RefSeq and is a predicted model, not a curated record. Bases 76 to 912 code for a protein of 278 amino acids.